AGCUGACUGGAUCUGGACUCAAACACUGUGUUAGUCAAAUGUCUGUGUAAGAUUUACCAGCAGAGGACAAUAAAGACUCAAUAAUAUACUCUCUGAAAAACCCUACUUUCGGUUUUGUUGAACUUUGAUGUCACUAAACGUGCUGUGGUUUAUAAAAUUUAAACAGCCAGAAUAUAAAACUCACGCAGAACUUUUACAAUGUUCAGAUGCUUCAAUCUUCUUCUGCUGCUGUUUUGUCAGGUUUAUCACAGCGGAAACACAUCUAAACCUGUGUCAGGAGAAAAGAGAGGAAACGUCAUCUUGCCAUGUCAAUAUGAGGACCGUAAUAUUGGUCACAUUGAUUUAUUCAGUGAGGUAGAAAAAAUAGAUGUGUGUGAGACUGAAGAAUGUAGUGGACGAGUGUUUAAAGAAGGAAACUGUGACGUCGUCAUCAAGAAUCUGAUCUUCAGUGACGCUGGGAAAUACACUUUGAGAAUCUAUUACAAUAAUGAUCAGACAGAGCUGAAGUACCAACUUCAUAUUCAUGAUGAGAUUUCUGUGAAAACAGGCGAGGAGCUAAAGAUGUCUGUUCUGGUGUCUGAUGCUGAUAAAGUGAAGACAAACUCUAGUGGAGAGUGGAAGGAGGUUUGGACGAGAGAUCACGGGGUUCAGAGCGACCGAAUGAAUAAUGAUGAUGGAAACCUGACCAUUAAAUCAUUUCUGGACAGUGAUGCAGGAACAUACAGAGUUCUGGACACUGAAGGAGAAAUCUUGAUCACAGUCACAGUCAGAGAAUCAAAGGAAACACUGGAGCACACUGAUGACAGUAAAUGUGACGCUGUCGUCUCUUGGAUUGCACUGACUGUGGUUGUGCUUCUGCUGGCUCUGAUUCUGACUGCUGUCACGUUACACAAGCGUCUGCUCAGAGGUGACCUGCGCUGUCUCUCCAGAAGCACUGAGGGCCCAUAAUGAUGUCUGCUUAGGGCCCCACAGACUCUGAUUAAACUGGGGAGGUGUGCAGGACAUUAGUGACCUCACUGCUGGACACUGAACUCACCAACACUUCAACAGAAACAUCACACACUUCACAACUGCAGAAACGGUUAGAAACAAUAUGUGUUCAAGAACUGGCUCCAAAUAUCAGACGUGUGUGAAACUCUCAGACUGGAUGAAAUCAAAGUCUGAAACUAAAGAAAUCAUGAGUUCAUCACACAGUUCAGGAUUUUCUGGUGAAUCUGUCAGAUCUGAGCAAAGUCUAGCAGCUCACACUGUUUUCAGUGUUUAUGAACAUUUGAGCUGGAGCCUAUCUCUGUUUGUUAACUGUAUCUGCAUUCAGCAUUAGACUGUGUGCGUGUAAAUAUGUGUAUUUGUACAGUUUUCUAUUUAAAUAUUGUUUUAAAAAUGUUUAUAUUUUGCAUUUGUUUGUUUAAUGGUGCAUUAUGCAUUGUUCUUGGUAAAUCUGCUUUGAAACAGUAUUUAUUGUGAAAUUAAGAUGACAUGUCAAGUUAAAUAAAUUGUAAAAAUGUAUAUUGAGACUCCUGCAGUGUGUUUUGUGGCACUUUGUCUGAUUUAGGAACAUGUUUUAUUU
Messenger RNA from Carassius gibelio (silver crucian carp), 1567 nucleotides. RefSeq lists its product as uncharacterized. The transcript is spliced from 6 exons. The record is from RefSeq and is a predicted model, not a curated record. The coding region runs from base 199 to 948 and encodes 249 amino acids. NCBI's taxonomy places the organism in Eukaryota, Metazoa, Chordata, Actinopteri, Cypriniformes, Cyprinidae.